UUCAGUGGUUUACCGUUAUGGGCAAGUAAUUUGAUCGGAAAUUCAUUUGUUGAUGCGCACGCAACAGACCUGCAAACGGCAUCGAAAGCAUUUGUUGAUGACGUUUAUGAGGCAAUCGAUGCAUCGACAUGGUGCCGCGAGGUUAUCAAAGCCCUCGAUUUGCACAUGCAUAAAAUUGCGAGUGGUGAAAUCGCUCUUCCUGAAAAACCGUCACUCUGGGAACAAUAUCCAUUCUCGUAUUGUGCACAAAAAAAUCGUCGACCUAAAAUGGAGGAUAAAGCAGCCAUUUUUCCAUCGUUAUGUGUAGCCGAGCCAAAAAUGUUUUUUCCAAUAUUUUGA
Messenger RNA from Anisakis simplex (herring worm), 339 nucleotides. NCBI's taxonomy places the organism in Eukaryota, Metazoa, Nematoda, Chromadorea, Rhabditida, Anisakidae. The record is from the annotation of a GenBank genome assembly.